GACAGAAGAUUAUGUUUAUUGUAGUAGUGGUUUAAUGGGUAUACAUAUAUGUCAAAACUGAUCAAACCAAACUUAAACGGCUUUAUAUAUGUGCAGCAUAGAGGUCUUCAAUUAUAACUGAAUAAAGUUUUUUUAAAAAAUGGGGAUAAAAAUAACAUCUUCAGCCUGUUGUAGGGAUUCACUGAAUAUGUUAAAGCACUUUAUCAUAAUACCUGGCUCCGAGUUUGAUGCCGCUGACACUUAGAUAUCAAACUCAACCUCUCUACCAAGCUCUUCAUCCAAACAGACUAGGGGUAAAGACUGUCUAAGACUAUACAGAAAGAUCAUGUAUCUGAGGAAUUAAAAAUAGGGCAUAAGAUUUGGCAAUGUGUCACUCGGUAAACUCAAUAAACUAGUAUUAUCAAGGCAAAAAAUAUAUACACAAAAAGAACUGGAUUAAAAAAAUUUUUUUCUAUGGACUUUUAACGUGAUAACUCAUGACACAGGGGUUAGGAUCUUCAGUUUUCCUUUGGAAGUUAAUAAAAACCACUAUAGAGAAAAACAAGAUUUGCUAGUAAGAAGGUGAAAACUGCUUCUCCUCUCAGGGUUCUAGUUCUCUUGCAACCUAAAACAAAGGAACCAGACAGGAUAACCACUUUCGUACCGUACAGCUCCAAACACUAAUCAAUCACUCCAUUCACUUAUCUUUUCUAUUUCCUUGUAUUCUGUCAAACAACUGUCUCUUGGUUUAAAUACUUUUCUGCUGGUCUUCGCUCUCUCUCUCUCCCCUUCUGGUUUAUUUUCAUCCAGAUGUGGAUUUUCCCCAAAGUUUCCAUCUUAUCCUUUUCUCCUCCUGUGUAUGCGCCACUGAAGUCAAGAUUGCCACAUUCAAACUCCCCACACAUUCACACACCCACUCCCAAUAUACAGUAUCUCGCCCAAUGUUUAUCACUCCGGAUACAUUCCUAGAAUCCAAAGAUCUGGAGCAGGGAGAAAAAGAAAAGGCGCCUACCAGAUGCCUGGAACAGUCUACUAGGCACUACAAGUACAUUAGCUCUUUCAAUGCUCACAACAGCCCAGCCAGAUGUUAUCUCAAUCUUACGGUUGAAGAAAUUUAAGACCUCUGGCUGGACACUAGAGGCUGGCGAAGUACGUGACCUUUGAUCAGAAUCUCCUGGAGGAGUGGGGUCCCUGACCAUUGUACCUUCCAGAGAACCUUAAAACUGAGAUCCCAGGAGACCCCUCUCGGAUACUCUGCAGAAGUCAGAGUGACGAUAUUAGCAAGCACACCGCAGCCAUGCGAACCCUUCCUGGCUCAGCUCCCGACAAAAGAAAUCAAGCCCCCAGUCAAAAUACAACAACAACGGAUUAGGCCUACAACCCUCUCCCCCGGCCCCCAAAUUCUCAGGGGAAAUCCCCUAAGAGUCAGGUACGGAGGUCACUGCAGCGACUUCAGCGUGCAGAGAACGCGCGGAACUAGGAAGAGGACGCUCCAGCCCACCUGAGCGUCUCUGAUUGGCCGCCAGCUCAGCUUGGAACGCUGGGGUGCGUGGCGUCAUAUCCGCCGGGCCCGCCAUCUUGUUCCCAGGGGCAGUUGGCGGAAGAGAUCGAGCUCCCUGGCCGCCGGCUCGCCUUCUGCGUGGAGUUCUCGCGGUCUGGGUUUCGCUGUCUGCUCUUGGCCCGGGGUCCUUUUGUCGGCAUCGGGUGCCCUCUCUUGCCCAGCUGGGGCACAGCGAGGCGGCCCCUUCUCCCGACGACGUUCGAUGGAGUAGGGUCCCAGACCGUUGUCCCGAAGAGCGAGAUCGAGCUUGGCCCCCUCCCCCCCCUCCUUCCCUCCCUCCUUCCUUCCGCCGCAACAUGGCUAACAACAGCCCCGCGCUGACAGGCAACUCGCAGCCGCAGCACCAGGCGGCUGCAGCUGCGGCUCAGCAACAGCAGCAGUGCGGCGGCGGCGGCGCCACCAAGCCGGCGGUCUCCGGCAAGCAGGGCAAUGUGCUCCCGCUCUGGGGCAACGAGAAGACCAUGAACCUCAACCCCAUGAUCCUGACCAACAUCCUGUCGUCGCCUUACUUCAAAGUACAGCUCUACGAGCUCAAGACCUACCACGAGGUGGUGGACGAGAUCUACUUUAAGGUCACGCACGUUGAACCAUGGGAGAAAGGAAGCAGGAAAACAGCGGGCCAGACAGGGAUGUGCGGAGGGGUUCGAGGUGUUGGAACAGGAGGAAUUGUUUCUACAGCAUUUUGCCUGUUAUACAAAUUAUUUACCCUGAAGUUAACUCGAAAGCAAGUGAUGGGUCUUAUAACACACACAGACUCUCCAUAUAUUAGAGCGCUUGGAUUUAUGUAUAUAAGAUAUACACAGCCCCCUACAGAUCUGUGGGACUGGUUUGAAUCCUUCCUUGAUGAUGAAGAGGACCUAGAUGUGAAGGCUGGUGGAGGCUGUGUAAUGACCAUUGGAGAAAUGCUACGAUCUUUUCUCACAAAACUGGAGUGGUUUUCUACCUUGUUUCCAAGAAUUCCAGUUCCAGUUCAAAAGAAUAUUGAUCAACAGAUUAAAACCCGACCUAGAAAAAUCAAGAAAGAUGGGAAGGAAGGUGCUGAGGAAAUAGACAGACAUGUUGAACGCAGACGUUCAAGGUCUCCAAGGAGAUCUCUGAGUCCACGGAGGUCCCCAAGAAGGUCAAGAAGUAGAAGUCAUCAUCGGGAGGGCCAUGGGUCUUCUAGUUUUGACAGAGAAUUAGAAAGAGAGAAAGAACGCCAGCGACUAGAGCGUGAAGCCAAAGAAAGGGAGAAAGAACGGCGAAGAUCCCGAAGUAUUGACCGGGGGUUAGAACGCAGGCGCAGCAGAAGUAGGGAAAGGCAUAGAAGUCGCAGUCGAAGUCGUGAUAGGAAAGGGGAUAGAAGGGACAGGGAUCGAGAAAGAGAGAAAGAAAAUGAGAGAGGUAGAAGACGAGAUCGUGACUAUGAUAAGGAAAGAGGAAAUGAACGAGAAAAAGAGAGAGAGCGAUCAAGAGAAAGGUCCAAGGAACAGAGAAGUAGGGGAGAGGUAGAAGAGAAGAAACAUAAAGAAGACAAAGAUGAUAGGCGGCACAGAGAUGACAAAAGAGAUUCCAAGAAAGAGAAAAAACACAGUAGAAGCAGAAGCAGAGAAAGGAAACACAGAAGUAGGAGUCGAAGUAGAAAUGCAGGGAAACGAAGUAGAAGUAGAAGCAAAGAGAAAUCAAGUAAACAUAAAAAUGAAAGUAAAGAAAAAUCAAAUAAACGAAGUCGAAGUGGCAGUCAAGGAAGAACUGACAGUGUUGAAAAAUCAAAAAAACGGGAACAUAGUCCCAGCAAAGAAAAAUCUAGAAAGCGUAGUAGAAGCAAAGAACGUUCCCACAAACGAGAUCACAGUGAUAGUAAGGACCAGUCAGACAAACAUGAUCGUCGAAGGAGCCAAAGUAUAGAACAAGAGAGCCAAGAAAAACAGCAUAAAAACAAAGAUGAGACUGUGUGAAAAUAUUUUGUAAAAGUGGAUCACAUUGAAUCCUAUAAAUGAUUAAAUCUGCUUUUUUCCCCCAAGUUGAGAUUGUGCAGUAGUUCGCACUCCUCAAGCUCUCCCUGUAGGCUGCAUUUUCAUUUCCUCUUUCGUGUAGGGAAGUGCCUUUGUAAUUCCAUUUAUUGCAUUGGUGUUUUCACCCAAUUGUUAAGUUUGAUACAUGAUGCACAGAUUGUUCUUGCAUUUUUAUUGUUUGUUUUUGAAAUGUACAGUCUGUACAUAUGUCCUGAAAAUGUUUUAAUUCCUUUGGCAUGGUUGCCAUGUUGGUUAAAUUUGUAUAAGGCAAUAAACUGCCACUAAUCUAUUUUUGUUUUGUAGGUGUGGGAUUAUGGUUUGUGUACUGAAGUUAGCAUGGCUGUGCUUUUCGUAAUAGAAUGCUAAAGACUUUGAGAAUGGAUCUUGGAUGUCUGUUAUAGGAGAAGUAUGUGCUGCCAAUGUACAAGAAGGCAGCAUUGUAGGAUUAACAUUCUUGUCUACUGUAUAUUAUCUUGGAAGGCUCUUGUUAAUAUGUUACACUUAAUAUUCUCCACAGUUACCUUUAGAGAGAAUUUAUGAGAAGUUUCUGAUGCAGAGGUUUUUAGGCUGUGAUUUCAUCAAAAGUCCUUUUAGCAUUCUACCUCAAAGGGACACUUAGUAUGCCUAAAAUUUAUUCACUUAGUUUUCCUUUUUUAUUUGAAAAAAUACAUGACAUGUAAUCUUUUUUUCUUGAAUUCUUUCUCAGAUUUUAAAGUACUAUAUUAAAGAAAAAAAUUAAUGUCUAAAGCCUAGCAUUCUUGCAGAACCCUAUACUAACAUGUAAUGGGGAGAGGGUGGGGCAGAUGAGUAGAGAAACAGAUUCAAGCCUCAAGCUUCCAAAGCAUUUUUAUAAAUGGAAAAUCCUUAAAUUAUGAAACAGCUUGAUAUAGUGUCCUUUUUUUAAAAUUCAGAACUUUUUUAAUUGAUAAUGGAGAUUGCUGUUUGAGUUUUUAAACUUAAUCUAGAACAGAGGAGUAUUAAAAGUAAUGCUGUGCUGCAUUAUUUAAGACUAUCAGCAAAUUAUUUGAUAGAUUGUUCUUACAACUUGUAUUCUGAUUACAGAACCAUCAUGAGUGUGGAAUAAAUACUGGAUUAAAUCCUU
This is a messenger RNA of Pan troglodytes (chimpanzee), 4636 nucleotides long. RefSeq names its product pre-mRNA processing factor 38B (gene PRPF38B). The coding region runs from base 1837 to 3477 and encodes 546 amino acids. Lineage: Eukaryota; Metazoa; Chordata; Mammalia; Primates; Hominidae. The record is from RefSeq and is a predicted model, not a curated record. The transcript is spliced from 6 exons.